Molecule: messenger RNA, 1671 nt
Organism: Aureobasidium vineae
Lineage: Eukaryota; Fungi; Ascomycota; Dothideomycetes; Dothideales; Saccotheciaceae
Source: the annotation of a GenBank genome assembly
AUGUUUUUAUCGCUUGUUACUGUCGCCUCUUUGGCGCUUGCAGCCACUGCUUCCUGGGACGACAACAUCAACUUCAACAGCCACUCACUACAGCACCGAGACUUAGGCCUUGAUAUAGCUAAGACCCAAAAGCGUACUGGUCUUGUCGCGAGGCGGACGGCCAACUUCUCGGACAGGCAGCUUAACUUCACCCAUGGCGUUGCUUCUGGCGACCCAUACCCCAAGUCUGUCAUCCUCUGGACCAGACUUGCCCACAGUCUCGCCAGCGAUCGAUCCAAUGUUACUGUGUCUGGGGAUGUUGAAUUUUACAAUCACGAGACUGAAGAGUACAUCCGAGCCUCGAAGCACAAGGUCUGCACGCAGUGGCGAAUCGCUAGCGAUGCGAACCUCACUUGUGUGGUUGACGAGAGUACGGUUUAUACUACGUCUGACAUCGACUUCACCAUCAAGACAUCUCCAUCUGCAGACCAGAAGAUUGACAACAUCGGGCUGGCUGUCCACUCUUGUUCAUACUUCCCGAACGGCUAUUCCAACGCCUAUGGCAAUGCCGCUCGCAAAGACCGCGUUGACUAUGUUAUCCACUUGGGAGACUACAUCUACGAGUCUAGCGUCGGCGUGCAAGGCCGCGAUGCUCGCGCUACUAUCCCCAGCCGUGCUCUCCUUAACCUUUACGACUACAGAACUCGCAUUGCCCAGUAUAGAACCGACGACGACCACGAGGUUGCCAACAACGGGUACCGCGAUGGAUUCAGUGCUAUGAACAACACUGAAGAUUCCUUUGUUCGCUCAGGUGGUGUUAGUGUCGAUCAGCGCAAGAUAAAUGCUGUUCGUGCCUACUUCGAGUGGUUGCCCAUUCGCCAGGUAAACAUGGAUGACAAUCUCCGAAUCUGGAGAAACUUCCAGAUGGGCACCCUUCUUGAUCUGACCAUGCUCGACACGCGCAACUAUGACCGUUCCAUCACCGAUCUCAACUACAUCUACAACAUUCACAAUGACGCCGAACGCUCUCUCAUGGGUUCCCAGCAAGAGGACUGCCGAGUAAACAUUACAUCCUGGUUCGGCACAUUCGAAAACCCUUACAACGAAGACCAAUGGGAUGGUUACCAAGCGAACCGCAACCGAACUUCCAAGACUCUCUAUGACCACGACAUUGGGAACAACAUCAUGCUCGCGGGCGACUCUCAUGCCAACUGGGUUUCAGACCUGGUCUGGUUGGACGAGCAUCCUUAUAACUCUGCCACAGGCGAGGAUGCCGUCGGUGUGGAAUUUGCAGGCACGGCAGUCACAUCUUCUGGUUUCGGCGGCACCAUUCGGUCUGCCAACAACCAGUCUUCCAUACUUGUCCGUGACAACGCCGAACUGCAAUGGAACGAGGGUUACUACAGAGGCUACUUCGAGCUUCAGGUUGGCUAUGACGCUGUGCACGCCUCGUACUAUGGCAUGCCGACGGUCGCCAGUCGGAACCCCUUGGAAAUUAGCUUGGCUAACUUCACUGUUCUCAAUAGCGGAAACAAGCUUCAACGUCCUGUAGCUGGCGGAAAGGUGGAGAGUGGAUAUAUCAAGACAGGGCAGGUCCAGAUGACGAACUUGACGUAUAACACGCAGAACCAGUCUUGGGCGGUCAGGAAUGAUUUCAAUCAGAUGUUCAUCUCGUUCCCGCGUACGACUUGA